Molecule: messenger RNA, 4860 nt
Organism: Perca fluviatilis (European perch)
Lineage: Eukaryota; Metazoa; Chordata; Actinopteri; Perciformes; Percidae
Gene: itga3b
Product: integrin, alpha 3b
Exons: 24
Biological process (GO): integrin-mediated signaling pathway; leukocyte migration; cell-matrix adhesion
Cellular component (GO): external side of plasma membrane; integrin complex
Molecular function (GO): integrin binding
Source: RefSeq, a predicted model, not a curated record
ACCUAGGCAGUAACACUUUCAGUGCGAGGGGGGACGACACACCGGCGCUCCAUGGGCAGGUCUCUGUGAAGCGCAGCCUACCUGUUGGAGCUCAUUGCGGGAGACUGCCGUGCCGGACCCACGCUGAUCGUGGAUCUGCGGGAAACCCACUGCACUUGCGAGGCGUGAACAGCCCAAACAUGUCUCCCAGGCUAUUGCUCUGCGCUGUUUUGGCUGCGUACCACGGGACGCAAAUCGGCAGUGGAUUUAACAUAGAUGAACGGUUUCCUGUGAUCAAAGAGGGGAAAACCAAAGGGAGCUUCUUUGGAUUCUCAGUAGCUGUGCAUCAACAGACGGAGGGCGCCACAAAGUACCUGCUUCUUGCAGGAGCACCAAAAGAGAAAGCCGAAUCUCUACAAAAUGUCAAUGAAACAGGCGCCGUCUACUCCUGUCCCAUUACAACAGAUACGGCCGACUGCUCCAGAAUGGACCUGGUCAGCACAACAAAUCCAUCUGAGAUGGUGGAGGGCAUGUGGCUGGGUGUGACAGUGGCCAGUCAGAGAGACCAGCCGGCGGGACGCGUGCUGGCAUGCGGGCAUCGCUAUGUGAAGAUCAUCCAAGGUGGCCCAGAGGAGCAGCGGCGGAUGAUAGGAAAGUGCUUUGUCAGGAGCAACGACCUUACCUUUGACCCAAAUGAUGAAUGGCAGACUUAUAGUUAUGAGGUCUGCAACCCCAACUUCGACAUGGAGCUUGAGGGCCUGUGCAACAUGGGCAUGUCAGGCGGCAUGACAGAUAAUGAUGUCUACAUCGGCGCUCCAGGCAGCUUCAUGUGGCAAGGAAAUGUUCAUGUAACGUGGAGAGAUCCAGAUCCAGCGAAUGCCUGGGACUCUAUAGGCAAAGACUUUGGACAGCAGAAUAGACGAUACAGUUAUAUGGGUUACUCAGUUGUUGAGGAGAGGAAGCUGCUGAGCCAUGAUGACUACACAGUGGUGACAGGGUCUCCCAGGGAUGAUUCCAAGGGCUCAGUGAUAUUCGGGAGUAAGACUGACAAAAACAUCAAAUUGGUGCUCACUCUCCCCGGGGAACAAGUGGGCUCGUACUUUGGGAACAGCCUGGCUGUCGCUGACCUCAACAAUGACGACUGGAACGACCUGAUCGUGGGCGCCCCAUUUUACUUUGACCGUAUGAAGGAUGAGGGAGGAGCAGUGUAUAUCUUCAUGAAUGAAAAUGGAUCGUUCCAAAACACGGCAAGCGUGGUGCUGAAGGGUCCAUCGGCCUCUGGAUUUGGCUUUGCAGUGGCUGCCAUAGGCGAUGUUAACCAAGACGGAUUCCAAGGUAUGACAUUUGUUUUACAUUGACACGAUAUGAACAAAAUAAAGUAAAUGCCUCAUGGAAAAGUGAUUGAGGGUAAGUCAGUGGGAAAUGGAGGAUUCAACACGUUUGGCUACUCAAUCAAUGGAGGGAUGGACAUGGAUGGCAACAGUUACCCUGACAUCUUAGUUGGCUCUCUGGAUGACCGCAUGGCCCUGCUCAGGGCUCGACCAGUCAUCCACUUAACUAAGGACUUCACUGUCGAGCCAAAGAUUGUGGACCCCAAUCAGUGUCUUGGAAAUACACCAUGCAUCACAGUGACACUGUGUAUGUCUUUCACUCUAAGCAAUGGAAACAAGGACUUCAAGAAAAAUGCCACGGUGAAGUACACAGUGAAAGCCGACGUGGACAGGAGAAGCCCUCGUGUUCGUUUUGAGGACAAUGAUGACACAAAUAUUGGCUUCUUGAGCAUGCCAUCUUCCAAAUCCAUUUGCCAUACUCUGAAACUGAUUGUAAUGGUGCCUGUGAGAGACAAACUGGAGCCGGUGGUCUUUUCCUUCAGCAUGUCCUUAGAUGAACCAAAACCUAAAUCAGGACGUUCCCUGCAGAAUCUAGACUCUUUCCCAAUUAUCAGCCAGGAGCAGAAACUCACUCAAAGAGCCGAGAUUAACUUUCAGAGGGAGUGUGGCUUAGACAACAAAUGUAGCAGUAACCUGCAGCUGACAGCCCAAUUUGUUGACAACGAGGGAAAGCCUUACCUAAGGCAUGGCGAAUCGCAGAUACUCCCGUUCAACAGCAGUGUAAAGAAAAUAGGACUGAUGGUGGAGGUGACCAACUUUCCUGGUCAGGGAAAGCUAGGUGAAGACGCCCACCAGGCCAUGCUCAACGUCACCAUCCCUGACGCACUGAGUUACUCUGCGGUCCUGUCUGAGGAUCAUAAUGUACAAUGCCGUCUGACCGACACAGUGAUUUGUGACCUGGGGAAUCCACUUAAAGGCAAUGGAAAGGUAACACUUUUUCUCAAGUUUGAGACCCCAGGGAUCAAUUUGUACACACAAGAGAUUGAGGCCCAGCUGCUUCUGUCCACUCUUAGUGAGCAGAGUGACCUGAAGCCUGUACCUCUGAGUCUGCUGAUUGAAAACACCAUCACCCCCUCCUUCACCAUAGCGAACCCGCGGGUGGAAACAGAAUUCAGUGGGACGGUGAUGGGCAUGUCAGCCAUGGUCAACACCAGUGACGUGGGCAGCCUGGUCGAGUUCACCUUCGAUGUGAACAUGGGGGGACAGCCCCUGGGACACAUGGGGACCCUGGCUGUGGAGUUUGAGUGGCCCUUUGAGGUAGCCAAUGGCAAGUGGCUGCUGUACCUGACGAAGAUUGUUGUUAAAGGGGAAUCUGAGGUGGAAUGUAAACCUCCUGGAGAAGUUGUCAACAUGCUUAACCUAACUUUGUCAGGGAGCGACCGAAAGCGUACUAAACGACAGAUCACAGAUGAUGAUACGACAAAGCCACAUAGUACUGAGCCACAGGCAGCCAUCAAGCUGCUCACUCCUCGCAAAGAGACCUACCUGUUGGAAUGCCCCAAAGGGACAGCACGUUGUGUGACGUUUACCUGCCCGCUGGUCAACAUGACCGAUUCAGCCAAGAUUUAUGUCCGCUCCCGUUUGUGGAACAGUACGAUGCUAGAGGACUAUUCCAACGCUCUGAGAAUUACGGUCAAAGGUCAAGCCACACUGAAGCUCAUUAAAAACAAACCAAACAUCAAGAUGGCCAGACAGACCAGCACGUUCACAGUAGAAAUAGAACCACUGGAGGGGGUGGAGGCACCCUAUGAGCUCCCGCUGUGGAUCAUCAUCUCUGCAGCUAUAGCGGGAAUUGUCCUACUGGGAAUAAUCAUUCUUAUAUUAUGGAAGCUUGGAUUCUUCAAGCGUGCCAUCUACUACCGGAUAAUGCCAAAGCACCAGGGGGUGAGAAUUCGCAAGGCUGAGCGGUAUCAGUUCAAUCUGGGAUUUCAGCCUGAGGAGCCACAGAAAAAGUAUUGGAUCACCAACUGGACAGAGAUGCAGCAUUACUACUACUGAGGCCUUUACCUUGGCCCCUGAACCACUCACUGUCACACUGGUUUGACACAGGCCAAACAAAGAACAUUGGGCUCAGUCGAGCCACGUGCAUGGACCAAUUGUGGAUAUUGCAUUCCAUUUUUUUUAAUUUUUUUUUUACUUAUGUAGAUUUCAACUUUUUCAGUGCAAUAGACUGAACCAUUUGUUUCAGAGAUUGUAAUUUGUUCUGUAUUUUUGAUGAAUGCAGUGUUGGAAUCUGGGUUGCAUUCAAGAGUAAAUUGUUUUGAUUAUGACGUUUGCAUGUAUCUUUUUUUUUUCUUUUUUUUUUUUAAAUCCUCCAAGCAGAGUUGGCUGGUCAAUAAUCAUCUUUAUUUCCACCAUGUCUGUGUUUUCCUCUCUAAUAAGAGGAGUGAGUCUAUUGAUAAUUUCCGUGAUUGUGCAUUUCCUGCUCUGCCCCCAGUCAUCACUUUGUGGUCAGCCGUUGUAGACUAUGUAAGGGUUUUAAACCUACAUCAGUUGUUUAGGAGAUCGUUUUUGAACUGCACUUAGAAUAUGUUGACCAGCAUCCACUCUGUUAUGAGAGACUUUAUGUGAAUGUCCAUGUCAGUGUUUGGCAAGGUUUAUGUAGACUCGCAUCUCAAAUAGUUGUGGCACUGACCUCCAAAAAGUGACAUAGAAAAUGAUUUCACUGGUUUAAGGGAAUAAAUACCCAGAGGUACGGAGGAAAAAUAGCCACUUAUUGGUGAAUAAUACAUUUUAUAGCCCAGCUGGACAUGUUUUAAUUAAAUUUCAGGGCAAGAGUCAUUGAAGCACCCCUGCAACAAGUUGAAAAGCAAUAGCUUCUUGUCUGUAUGUAGAGUUAGAAAACAUAUGUUGAUGAGAUCAUGUGAGCACACUUGAUUAUUAUUUAUUACACUGUCUUGUGUUAUUAAAGUAAAGAACCUAUCUUUUGAAAAAAAAUAUCACAAACGGAGUCAUGACACUGGAGUAAAUAAUACAUGAUGUUAUAUGUGUCUGGAGACUGUAAACUCUAGCAUAGAUAGUUCUAAAUUGUAUAUAGUGACAAGGUAAAGUGAAUUGACUUAUUUGAAAGAAUGGCCUUUGUUGUUGCUCUGUCCCUAAGCUUUGUACUUUUGUAUGCUGGCACUUGGAUUGUUUCCAAGCCAUUGUGGCUCCCAUUGAGGUCAACCUGCAGCACUGAAAACAGACUGGACCAGGAGAAGGUGGUCACUGAACACAACUGUGAUGGGACUAAGUGUUGCAUUACCACUCUAGUCUGUGUUACCUGAGAGCCCACAGGUUGUGACUGUGGCGGUUACAGAGGCUGCAUUGACUCUGCGAGCAAAGACGGAAGGGCUGAAACCAAUGCACAAACUCUGUUCUCUGUCGUGGUGGUGUUUUUUAUUGUGCGGUUUCAAUGUAAUUAAAUAGUUUUUAACAACUUUAGCAUUUUAAUUGCUAUCGUAAUUGUUGUGUUUUCUAUAAUAUCUUGAUUAAACACAGGCAGAAUACA